AUGCUAGUACAUUGGCUCGGCUUGCUAGCUGGUACGGCUCUUGCACUUCAUCCUGUCAAAGAUUUUCGAACCGCGUCGUUGCAAAAGCUUAAAGGCGGCGUUUCCAAACAAAAUGUUGCCAUACAAGUUCCGGGGAAAUCUGAGUCAAAUGCUGCUUCCUACACCAUCAUUACAGUGAGCACAUUGCCGUCUCUGGCACCAACCAUUGCUGUGUCAGACAAGAUACAAUAUGUUCUUACUGACGUGUCUCAGUCGAUAUACUAUAUUAACACUACAUUUACCGAUACCGAGACUCAGUAUGAACAAACUUUCCAAUUACUUUUGGAUAGUGGCAGUGACUUCACGUGGAUAUAUAACCAGUCGUGUAGCUCUGGUGCUUGCACAAGGGAUCUGGUACCAAAAUUUAACGACAGUCGAAAGAUAAAUUCUGGCGAUAAGUUUGAGUUGUCUUACUCGGGCGACUCGGUUUCUGGAGACAUUCUUAGCACGUCUUCUACGGACAAGACAGUGUUUGCAUUUGGCUCAUUACAACUAACGAGUUUUGAAUUCGGGCUAGCCGACGAAGCACCCACGAUCUUCAAUGAUUUCAACGUUAGUGGUAUUUUGGGUAUUCCCAGUCAAUCAGAAGACCACACCAAAAGGUCAAUGUUCUCGCAACUUUAUAACGAAAAAAUUAUUGACAAGCCGGUCUUUUCAUUGGCUCUUGUCGCUUCUAAUCAGCAAAUCGAGUACUCUGGAAACGUCUCAGCAUUACCAGACAACUACGGAGGUUUGAUGUUCUUUGGGUCAGAAGUGGCUAAAAACCAGCAAACUUUCACCGACUCUGUCAAGUCAUCUCAACAUUCAAAGCAAUGA
Molecule: messenger RNA, 855 nt
Organism: Meyerozyma guilliermondii ATCC 6260
Lineage: Eukaryota; Fungi; Ascomycota; Pichiomycetes; Serinales; Debaryomycetaceae
Product: pepsin-like aspartic protease
Exons: 1
Coding region: 1-855 (284 amino acids)
Biological process (GO): proteolysis
Molecular function (GO): aspartic-type endopeptidase activity
Source: RefSeq, a predicted model, not a curated record